This is a messenger RNA of Mytilinidion resinicola, 1372 nucleotides long. RefSeq names its product FAD/NAD(P)-binding domain-containing protein. The transcript has 2 exons. Bases 232 to 1368 code for a protein of 378 amino acids. Lineage: Eukaryota; Fungi; Ascomycota; Dothideomycetes; Mytilinidiales; Mytilinidiaceae. The record is from RefSeq and is a predicted model, not a curated record. Gene Ontology annotation, molecular function: oxidoreductase activity.
UAGCGAUAUGGCUACAUGGACUAUGGAAAUUUGGGACUUCAAGGCAUUGUGGUGAGUAGGUACGAUUAUGCGAGAUACGCUCCGAGCAUGCUACAACAGUGACAGCUUGAAUCUUUUAUUUAGUAUUUCCUAGAGGAAAGACUGAACUUCCUCAUGUCAGCAUACUACUAAAGUCUCCGAGACAGCAGUAGGUAUAUAUAGUAAACGCCCAUAUCCUUUAACCUAUAUAGCAUGUUCCUCAGAGCGCGCGUCUUUCUAUUAGGAUUUCUGUGUAAAGCUCAUUGCCAUUCCAAAGGGCUUAAACUGUUCCAAACGUUCAACUCGUCACACUCCCACCACUCCCUCUACCACCCAAACCUACACCUCUUCAACCCACCAAUGUCCUCCCACAUCUACGACGUCCUAGUCAUAGGCGGCGGCCCCGCCGGCCUCGCCGCCGGCCUCGCCUGCGCCCGCGUCCGCCGCACCGUGCUCCUCGUCGACAGCGGCGAGUAUCGCAACGCCGGCAUCAAACACAUGCACACCGUGCCGUCGCGGGACCACAUCGCGCCCGAGGACUUCCGCGCCGCCGCCCGCGCGCAGUUCGAUCGGUAUCCGCACGUCCAGUUCGCGUCCGCCAAAAUCAUAGACGCGGUGCAAAAAGAGACGGCGAGCGGGUUCCCCGGGUUCGAGAUCCGUGACGAGAACGGGGAGGCGUAUGUGGGCCGGAAGCUGGUGCUGGCGACGGGGUCGAGGGAUGUGUUUCCGGCGAUUGAGGGGUUUGGGGAGAAUUGGCCUGGGCAUAUUUAUCAGUGUCUUGGAUGUGACGAGUUUGAGCAACGCGGUACGCCCAUUGGGAUCCUGGGUUUCGCGACCCCGGAGGCCUCGCAUUUGGCUUCGAUGGCGCUUGCGUUUGAUAAUCGCGUUACGGUUUUCAGUAAUGGCCCCGUUAGUGAUGCGGUGCCGAUUCAAGCGGCGCUCGCGACGGUGAAAGCGCAGGGCGUGAAGCUUGACGAGCGGAAGACCAAGCGGCUGAUCAAUAAUGGCAAGAGCCACGAGCAGGGCGUGAGUAUUGAGUUUGAAGAUGGGAAGAGUGUGACGUUGGGGUUCUUGGUGAGUAAGCCGCCGAUUGUGAAUCGGGCGCAGGAGUUGAUUGAGCAGUUGGGGGUAAAGACAGUGACGAGAGAGAAGGGGGGACAUGUGGAGGUGGAUGGAAUGUUUAAUGAGACGAGUGUUAAGGGGUGUUUUGUGGCGGGGGAUACGAUGACGCCGAUGCAGCAGGUGGUGGUUGCGAUGGCGGAGAGGUUGAAGGCAGCGGCGGGUGCCGGGAUGCAGAUGAUUAUGGAGGAGAGUGCGAGGGCGGUGGAGAAGAAAAAGGAGAAGUUGUGAUGAU